Molecule: messenger RNA, 591 nt
Organism: Anastrepha obliqua
Lineage: Eukaryota; Metazoa; Arthropoda; Insecta; Diptera; Tephritidae
Exons: 2
Coding region: 41-451 (136 amino acids)
Source: RefSeq, a predicted model, not a curated record
CAUUUUAAGAGUAAAGUGCCUACGUCUGAUCGAAAGAAUUAUGCCUUUGGAACAUAUUGUCACGGCAAUGUCUUGCUUGCUCUCGACAUGCGGUAAUAGCAAUAGUACUGCUUUGAUGAUGAAUUCGGUGGUAUCAAAACCGCUCGACGACGUUUGGGGCGUGGGCUGCAAGAGACAGGCAGUGGACCUUACUAACAAACUCAAUACCUUGCUAAGCAAUCAACAGAAAGUAAACGAUAUACUCAAUAAACUGGAGAGUAGCGUCAAGGAAUUAGAAAGCAUAAUGGCAUCGAAUGGGAUAGAUAUGAAACGCGCCAAACGUGAGGUGGCAGACGCUUUCAAUAUACUAACUUUUCCGAGAUUCGAUGGCAAUGGCUCUACUGAAAGUACACAAAAAAUGCAAAUCAACAAGGAUAUGCGAUCAUAUUUAGAUGGCUGUGGAAAUAAUUGAGAAGUGUAAAUACUUCUUUUUUGAUAAAGUGCAAUUAAAAGCUAGGUGUACGGUUUUCAUUGCUUUUAACAUGUUUUUUUUUAAUACGUGAGCGAAAUUAAUAAAUUUCGAAAUGGAAUAAAACUUUCAGUUGCAUUAUA